AUGCUCCGCCGACCCCCGACAACGCUCCAAAUCACCGCCGAGGACGUAGCCGCCUACGAGGACCGACGCGCAAACGAGGCCCUCGCCGCGGCGCAACAGGCACGCACCGAAGCACAAGCCUACACUCAGGCGCAGGCACAGGCACAGGCUCAAAUGGAGGGCGUGCAAGAGAGCCCCGACGCCGCGGGGAGGAGAGCGCGCGAGGAGCGGCUGGGCAUCACGCGGCGGAGGUGA
Messenger RNA from Metarhizium brunneum ARSEF 3297, 234 nucleotides. RefSeq lists its product as uncharacterized. NCBI's taxonomy places the organism in Eukaryota, Fungi, Ascomycota, Sordariomycetes, Hypocreales, Clavicipitaceae. Gene Ontology annotation, biological process: anaphase-promoting complex-dependent catabolic process. The record is from RefSeq and is a predicted model, not a curated record. Gene Ontology annotation, cellular component: anaphase-promoting complex.